Molecule: messenger RNA, 1039 nt
Organism: Racocetra persica
Lineage: Eukaryota; Fungi; Glomeromycota; Glomeromycetes; Diversisporales; Gigasporaceae
Source: the annotation of a GenBank genome assembly
UAUUACGACUAAUAAUCCGAAUACACAUACAUCUCGUAAUCCUUACAAUACCGAUCAUUAUUGUGGAGGGUCAAGUGGAGGUAGUGCAUGUGUUGUUGCCAGUGGUUUGUGCCCAAUUGCUAUAGGUUGUGAUGGUGGUGGUUCUAUUAGAAUACCAUCUUCUUUUUGUGGGAACUAUGGAAUAAAGCCGACAUGUGGAAGGAUUUCUUCAGUAGGAGAAUUUGCGCUUGGUAGUUCUGUAGCUGUUGCGGGUCCUAUGGCUGCUUGCGUUGAUGAUUUAGCGUUAUCUUAUUAUGUUAUAGCCGGCAAGGAUCCUGAGGAUCCAAAAACUUUACACCAACCACCACCCACACUCCAUGGUCUUUAUCUUACUGAUAAUUUGUCUGAUCUAAAGAUUGGUUUAUUCUCUGCAUGGAAUAAACAAGUGAGCAACCCUGCUAUUACUGCUGCUCUUAAUGCAUUUAUUGAUGAAUUCAAAAAUCGCGGCGUCGAAUUUAUUGAGAUCGAAAUUCCGGAGUUAGAAGAUGCGCGAAUAGCUCAUUUGAUUUCGAUUGGAUCCGAACACUGCUCUGUUGUUGAUGGUUUCAAAAAACAGGCACACUUAUUGAAUCUACCUAAUAGAGCGACUAUUGCCACACUACGUAACGCAAAUGCUAUUGAUUACAUUAAAGCACAACAAGUUCGUACGCGUAUGAUGCGUAAUAUGUCUGGUGUAUUCUCUGAUGUUAAUCUUAUUUUAACACCUACUUGUGCCAUAACUGCUCCUCCAAUCUAUCAACGAGCUUUAAAGUAUGGUGAAAUUAAUACUUCUGUUACUGCCGAUGGAAUUAGAUUUGUUCAAGUUGCCAAUCUUACUGGUAUUCCCGCCAUUACUGUACCAGCUGGUUAUGAUGAUAAGAACCUGCCCAUCGGAUUACAGUUUAUGGCAAAAUGGUAUGAUGAAGCAACAUUACUAAGAGUUGCAAAAGUCUCGGAGGAAAUACUUGGAAAUAAAAGACAAAGACCUACUGAAAAAUAUUGGCUUGGAGAUGUAUUGUGA